Monascus purpureus is the source of this 1056-nucleotide messenger RNA. NCBI's taxonomy places the organism in Eukaryota, Fungi, Ascomycota, Eurotiomycetes, Eurotiales, Aspergillaceae. The record is from the annotation of a GenBank genome assembly.
AUGGGCUGGGUGGAAGUGGUAGUCUUCAUUGCAGCUGCUUGCUAUUUUUUCCGCCGAUACCCCCGCGACGUGGCUGAGUUUAAACCGUCUGCUUCGACGCCGUCGCGUGCUCCGACGGAAGAUGUGAAGAACAGGGAUAUUGAACCGGAAUCUACUCAGAGAGUAGAGUCCCCAUCGAUAAAAGAGAAUAAUAACACUUCACAGGAAGAGGAAGGAAAAAGAACUCCCAAAGCAUCCCUACCUAGUGCACUGAUGGCUGAAGUGCCGACACUGCGUUUGGAUGGCGAUGAAGCCGACAGCAAUGCAGGCUCCCCUACAGAACAAUCUGGACAGCAACAGCCUGUGCCUGUAUCAGUCUUGAUUGAAAAAGAGAAUGAACGUCCCCGCACUGCCGACAGCGUCUUGAUGCCUCCUCCACCGCUACCAGCAUCUCGACUCCAGUCGGCAACGCAGCAGCAACGGCAGCUUGGAUCAAAUAACAGUCUCAACCGUCCACCAACCGGGACAAGGCUGUAUCCUCCGCGCCCGAUGUCAAGUCCUAGUUCUACGCUCCAACCCCCGCCAUCAGCGGCAUCUUCCCUUCGCGCCCCACCGAACAAUCGCCUCACAAGUAACAGCACACUCUCACCCGCUCAACUUGUCGCGAAGCCUUCGAAACCGUCCCGAAAAGUGAUCCUCGAACCGGGAUACUCCCCUCUCGAUUGGGCAGCGCUGACUUCAAACCCAAACAAUAAUCUACGGGGAGCUAACCUGCCUCCGAAUCUAAUCCGAGUGACACCGUCGAUGCUGAAGGUACAAAAUGGGCGGAAAGGCCGUGAUGCAUGGACAUCAUAUCAGGGGAAGGUAUACAAUAUCACGCCCUAUCUCCCGUUCCAUCCUGGGGGGAAGGGAGAGUUGAUGCGAGGCGCGGGUAAGGAUUCUGGGAAGUUGUUCACUGAGGUUCAUCCGUGGGUGAACUGGGAUGCAAUGCUGGGCGAGUGUCUGGUUGGUAUACUGGUUACCGAGCAUGAAGGGCGAGAACAGGGUCAAGGCAAUGAACUCGAUGCGAUGGAUUGA